AUGAAGUCUGCGCCAACGGCUCCACAAUUGCUCAGCUCAAAGCCUUUAUCUGUAACUAAAGACAGUGGUCUCAACUUCGUACAUAACCUCGUCCGCGAUCAGUUUCAUAUCUCGACGUGGCUUCUCAUUGGCGCCAGUAUCCAAUGCCUCCUGCUCUUGCUGCCGGUCCCAGAUUUUUACAUUCGCAGCUUGGCCCUUCUCAUCCUCGGUAUCAAAGUAGCUGAUACCGCACUCAUGGCUCUCGGCCUCAAGAGGAACACCUACAUGGAUGGCACUAUGGGCAGAGUUACCGCUAGAUAUCCCUUUCAGCAGGCCUCCGACAAUGCGCUGUCAGAUGCUUCGACAGGCAAUGUUGCUGUGCUUCUCCUCGGCUUUCGUUCUAACCAUCCGCUCGGUAUCCUCGCCCCGGGUGCUGGGACCAUCACGAACUACUUCACUAGCAUGCUCGACGAUUUGGAGGCGAACGCACCAUCCAAUGGUUAUCUCGGCUCAUCUUCAUAUCUCGACGCAGGCCACCGCACCACCUCCUCAGCCGUCAUGACAAACUUCUAUUUCCGCUCGGCGCAAGACGUCCACGCAUUUGCGCAUGGCCCUGCUCAUCGCGCGGGCUGGGACUGGUGGAACAAGUUUAUCAAGAACCAUAAAUACCUCGCGAUCAUGCACGAGGUGUACGAGGCACCUGCAGGAGCGUGGGAGAAUAUCUAUGUUGGCUUCGAGCCGAUGGGAUUCGGUGCAACGACCCACAAGGUUCAAGAUUCGGAGGGGAAGGACAGGUGGACAAGUCCUGUUGUGGAUGCAAACCGAGGGAGACUUAGAACUCAUCGGGGAAGAAUGGGGCUGUCCGAAGGCGAUGAUCAUAGUUUUGGAGUCGCCUGA
Coniosporium apollinis CBS 100218 is the source of this 876-nucleotide messenger RNA. RefSeq lists its product as uncharacterized. The record is from RefSeq and is a predicted model, not a curated record. Bases 1 to 876 code for a protein of 291 amino acids. NCBI's taxonomy places the organism in Eukaryota, Fungi, Ascomycota, Dothideomycetes. The transcript has a single exon.